CAGCCGAAGAAACCGGAAGACGUUUAGCGGCAGUUCCGGUUGGAAAGGUGUAAAGAUGUCGCCGUCCUUAUUUAAUUUUGUCGACGCUAAAGACAAAUUCACGACGUCUGCCAGAAAUGCUCUAGCUGGUAAAACUGGCAAACAUUUGGUAAAUGCUUUCAACCAGAUUCCUGGGAAUGAGACAGAAAAGAAGACCACACUUGAUCAGGCGCUCAAGGGUGUUCUUGGUGAUCAGAUUGCAGAGCAGAAGGCAAGCUGUGAUGACUACUUGUCUCUCAUCUACCUGAGUAUUGAUGCAGUUACACAAGGUAUCUGUUCUGCUACAACUCCUUUCAUUCUGCUGGGAGAUGUACUGGACUGCCUUCCUCUUGACCAAUGUGACAAAAUAUUCUCUUUUGUCGAGGAGAAUGUUUCCACCUGGAAAUCGAAUUCGUUUUACACUGCCGGGAAGAACUACUUGUUGAGAAUGUGUAAUGAUCUUUUAAGGAGGCUGUCCAAAUCUCAGAAUACUGUAUUCUGUGGACGAAUCCAGCUUUUCCUGGCACGUCUCUUUCCUCUGUCUGAAAAAUCAGGUCUCAAUCUACAGAGCCAGUUUAAUCUGGACAAUAUAACAGUGUUCAACAAAAAUGAACAAGAAAGCACUCUCGGCCAGAAGCACACAGAAGAAAAGGAGGAUGGUAUGGAGGUGGAGGAAGGAGAAAUGGGAGAGGAUGAUGCUCCUGCACCAUGUUCCAUUCCAAUUGACUACAACUUGUACAGAAAGUUCUGGUCGCUGCAGGACUACUUCAGAAACCCUGUGCAGUGUUACGAUAAAUUCUCUUGGAUGACAUUCCUUAAGUUCUCAGAUGAAACCUUGGCAGUGUUCAAGAGCUACAAGUUGGACGACAUGCAGGCCUCUAAGAGGAAGCUGGAGGAGCUGAGAGCAUCUGGAGGAGAACAUGUCUACUUUGCCAAGUUUCUAACAAGUGAGAAGCUGAUGGACUUGCAGCUCAGCGACAGCAACUUCAGGCGGCACAUUCUACUGCAGUACCUCAUCCUCUUCCAGUAUCUGAAGGGUCAGGUCAAGUUUAAAAGCUCCAGCUGUGUUCUGAAUGAUGACCAGACUACGUGGAUUGAAGAGACAACUAAACUGGUUUAUCAGCUGCUGAGAGAGAUCCCCCCUGAUGGAGACAAGUUUGCCACCAUGGUUGAGCAUAUCCUCAACACAGAGGAGAACUGGAAUGCCUGGAAGAAUGAGGGAUGCUCGAGCUUUGUGAAAGAACGGACAGUAGAUGAAAAACCCAAAAGACCCACCAGAAAAAGACAAGCUCCAGAAGACUUCCUUGGAAAAGGACCGGACCGCAAGAUUUUCAUGGGAAAUGAUGAGUUGACUCGACUGUGGAACCUGAACCAAGACAACAUGGAGGCCUGCAAAUCAGACAACAGGGAGUUCAUGCCAUCACUGGACGAAUUCUUUGCGGAGGCCAUUGAACAGGCCGACCCUGCUAACAUGGUGGAGGAAGAGUACAAGGUUGUGCGGAACCCAAACUAUGGUUGGCGCGCUCUGAGACUGCUGUCCAGGAGAAGUCCGCACUUCUUUCAACCAACUAACCAGAAGUUCAAGAGCCUGGCAGAUUACCUAGACAGCAUGGUCAGCAAACUGGCCAAAGAACUGCCGAAGGAUAUCCCUUCUGAAGAGAUCAAGACAGGAGAAGAGGAUGACGACGAUAAUGGAGACAAUCUUCUCAAAGACAGCAAUGACAGUCCGAGCAUACAGAGCAAGAUGGUGACAAACCAGCAGAUGGAUGACAUAGCACCCAAACUGGGCUCUCAGUGGAAGACGCUGGCUUCUCAUUUGGAGAUGAAGGCGGCAGAGUUGCGGGAGAUUGAAACAGACAGUGAAGAUGUUGACAUGCAGGCCAAACUGCUGCUUGUAGCCUGGCAGGACAGAGAGGGAACACAAGCUACUGUGGAGAGCCUGGUCACAGCUCUGAAUGCUGCAGGAUUCUCCCAGAUUGCAGACAGCCUCAAUGAGGCUUAAAGUAGAUCCUUCAUGACUUAAAUAAUCAGUACCUCCAUUAAAUUGUUGCAGCAUUCUUUUCCAUACCAAAAACAAUUGGAGAAUACUUUUUUUUUUGUAUGUAGUUUAGGUAACCCACAUUUUUUCACUGUAGAAAAUUCAAUAAAUUUUUUUUCUAAUAAAACAUUUGAUAGACCUUUAA
This is a messenger RNA of Siniperca chuatsi (mandarin fish), 2201 nucleotides long. RefSeq names its product THO complex 1 (gene thoc1). The transcript has 21 exons. Gene Ontology annotation, molecular function: protein binding. Lineage: Eukaryota; Metazoa; Chordata; Actinopteri; Centrarchiformes; Sinipercidae. The coding region runs from base 56 to 2020 and encodes 654 amino acids. The record is from RefSeq and is a predicted model, not a curated record. Gene Ontology annotation, cellular component: THO complex part of transcription export complex. Gene Ontology annotation, biological process: mRNA export from nucleus; regulation of DNA-templated transcription elongation; signal transduction.